Salvelinus sp. IW2-2015 is the source of this 1845-nucleotide messenger RNA. NCBI's taxonomy places the organism in Eukaryota, Metazoa, Chordata, Actinopteri, Salmoniformes, Salmonidae. The record is from RefSeq and is a predicted model, not a curated record.
AUGCCCUCCCACUACAUAGCUGCUCACCCCACCUCCACACUGCCUCCCACCUCCCUAGGAACUGACAUGCCCUCACCCACCUCCACACUGCCCUCAACGCCACCUCCAACUGCCCCUGCACCACCUACAUAUUCUACAACACUCCUGCCUCACGCCACCUCCACACUGCCUCACCGGCGACUACACACUGCCCUACGCCACCUCCACACUCGCCCUCACCCGUCGACCUCCACACUGCCCUCACACCCUCACACUGACCCUCACUCCAAACUCAACUGCCUCACCCCUCCAACACGUGCCCUCACCCACCUCCACCUGCCCUACACCCUCUUACCCCACACUGCUCUCACUGCCACCUACACAACUGGCCCAUCACCCACCUCCACACUGCCUCACUCCCACCUCCCACACUGCCCUUCACUCCACCUAAGCAAACUGCCUCACCCACGGCUCCACACUAGCCCUUCACCCAGGCCCAACUGGCCCUCCCACUACACACUACCUCACGCCCACCUCACACUGCCUCACCCAACCUCCACACUGCCUCACCCACCUACAACACACUGCCUCCACCGGGUUCACCCACCUCCACACUGCCCUCACCUCACGCUACACACUUGCCUCACCACCUCCACACUGCCUUCACCCACACUGACACACUGCCUCACCAUCCUACACUGCCCUCACCCACCACCUCACCAAGGACUGCUCCACUCUCCCUACACACUGGCCGCUCCCCACGCUCCACACUGCCUCACCAUCUACACAGAACUGCCCUCACCCACGUCCAACUGCCCUCACCCCCUACACACUGCGCUCCCCCCACUCACAUCUGCCCUCAACCCACCUACCCACUGCCCUCACCACACCCUCCACAUGACUGCCCUCACCACCUGCACACUGGCCCUCAACCCACUCUCCACACUGCCCUCACCCACCUCCACACUGCCUCACUCGCACCUACACUACUGCCUCACACACCUCCACACGCCCUCACGCACCCACACCUGCCCUCUACGCACCUCCAACAUUAGACAUAUCUGCCUCACCCACCUCCACAGCCUACAUCACUGCACUCACCCACCUACAUCUGCCCUCAACCCCUACAUACUUGCCUACACACCUCACUUCCACACUGCCUCACCCACCGCACAUACUGCCCUCACCCCCUCACAACUGCCCUCACCCACCUACAGUACUGCCCUCACACUCACCUCCACACUGCCCUCACCCACCUACAUACUGCCCUCACCCGCUACCAACUUCCCUCACCACCUCCACAUCUGCCUCACCCACCACAUACUGCCCUCACCAACCUUCCCUCACACUACCUGGCUACUGCCUCACCCCCCACACAUGCCACCUCCUAUACUCCUCACCACCUACAUACUGCCUCACGCACACUCCACACUGCCCUCACUCGACCUCCACCACUGCCCUCACCACCGUCCACACUCCCCUCACCCACCUCCACACUGCCCUCACCCACCUACAUAUCUCGCCCUCACCCACCUCACACCAACUGCCUCACCCACUACAUACUGCCUCUCUACCUCACCUACCAACUGCCCCUCACCCACCUACACACUUGGUCCCCACGCCCACCUACAUACUUGCCCUCACCUCACCUCCACGACUGCCCUCACCCACCUACACCUGCCCUCAGUCCCACCUCAACACUGCCUCACCCAUCCACACUGCCCUCACCCACUCCACAUGCCCUCACCCCUACUACUCGCAUACUACAUACUGCCUCAACCACCUAAAUACUGCCCUCAGCCACCUAACAAUAGCCUCAAACCCACUUACAUACUGCCUCACCCACAUCCUACAUACGAGGAAUAA